Messenger RNA from Ostrinia furnacalis (Asian corn borer), 2180 nucleotides. RefSeq lists its product as uncharacterized. The coding region runs from base 271 to 1542 and encodes 423 amino acids. The transcript has 2 exons. NCBI's taxonomy places the organism in Eukaryota, Metazoa, Arthropoda, Insecta, Lepidoptera, Crambidae. The record is from RefSeq and is a predicted model, not a curated record.
CUCUAAUAAUGGUGUUACAGCAUCAUAAUAAACCCAAAACCAAUAUUUCGCUAGGCGAAAAUAAAUCAUUCGCUAUCUAAGAUAAUGCACUAUUUGUCCCUCGUCGCCAGCUCCUCAGUGUCCUUUAUUCCGACGGUCGUAAAGGCCAAAACGUUUGUCUAUUAGGUUAUUGUGACAGGAACAACGUUCUUCAGUUCUAAAGAUACGAAUGGGUAUAAAACAGAUGUCAGGCGUUAUCGGCAAGCUUAAUGAGGUGAACGUCAUAGCGUCAUGAUGGGCGGAAACAGUGUUAUUAAGCAGCAGACGCUUGAAGACAUUCUGACGGAGAAGCAGCUCCAUCAGAUAGUCAAAGAAUAUGUGGGCGAGGAGCCUUGGCAGUUGAUGGACUAUUCGAUCAAGCCGGCGACCGAAGGUCUUGCAGGUUUCCUAGGCGUACAUCUGAAGAUACGUCUGAACGUCAAGCUCGAAGGAAGAACGAAGACGAUUUAUUUGUUCGCCAAAUGUAUGCCGUUCGACAAUAAGCCGAAGAUAGAUUUCAUUGAUAGAAACAACUUUUAUAGGCGAGAGAUGGUCAUGUUCCAAUUGAUUGAGAAGAUGCGUGCUUCUGAAGGCCCGAGCCCCUGGUGCACAAGAGCCCUCGUAUGCAACGAGUCGAUCCUCGUGCUGCCGGACCUGCACGUGCAGGGCUACGCCACGCGCCCGCACAACCGGACUUUAGAUCUCCCGCACGUGCUGGUCGCGGCCGCGUCCCUGGCCCGCUGCCACGCCGCCGUCGCCAGCCACGAGGCCCGCGGAGACAAGCCGCACGGCUUCUACCGGGAGCACGAGUCCACCCUCACCGAGCCCAACUUCGUCGCGUCGCCCUGGCUCACCGCCGCCGCCAAACUCACGGCCAACAUCCUGACCGCCUUCUCGACGAAGCCUCUCAAGGACAUCCCCGACUUGGAGGACAAGAUUCAUCACAAAUUCCUGGCGGCCUGCGACGACCUGACGCUCUACGAGGACACCCUCAACGUGGUGCUUCACAAGGACAUGUGGCCGAACAACAUUAUGUUUAAAUACGAGAACGGCCUACCCGCCAACGCGCUGCUCAUCGACUUCCAGUGCAUCCGCUACGGGCCUCCGUCCUUCGAUCUGAUGGCGUUUCUGUACCUGACCACCUCGAGGUUGUUCCGCGAGCAGCACGAGAGGAAAAUCCUGCACUACUAUUAUUGUGUGUUUUACGAUUCGCUGGACGAGGUCGCGAAACGGAAGGUGAACGAUUUGGGACUCGAUAGGGAGGAGUUCCUAAGGUGGUGCGAACGGAGCCGCAGGUUCGGGUUGUGCGAGGCGAUCUGCAUAUUCCCCUAUGUUUUGAUGGAUCCGGUGGUCGCUCAGAAGACUUUCGAUGAUCCGGUGACCUUCGACAAGUAUUUCGUGGAAGAUCGCUCGGAACCCGUGCUGGCUCACGCCAAUGAGGACCCUAUUUAUAAAAACCGACAGCUGGAAGUUGCCGAAGAGUUUGUCGAGAGAUACGUUCUGAAUCAACCCUUAGAGCCGUAAGAAAAUUAGUGCUGUAGACUGAAGUUGUACUCGUAAAUAUUAAGCUAAGAUGAAGCGAUAAAGUCUGGGCCAUAUUUAGUCGUAGCGAAGACGAGUAAACUGAGUCGAUUUGGUAAAAACCAAAAAUGGAAGGCAAACACGUUGGUAUUACAGGUACGAUUUAAUAGUUCACUGUUUUGGGUUAAUGUGUGCAAGUGUUUUUUUAUUAUAAUGAAUAAAUCGUUGAUGUAAUAUUUUGUUUCAUUUCAUCACAUUGCGAUUUGGUCGCUUUUUACCUUGGAUUAGGAGAGCAUACAGAGUUGUUGCUGAAUAUGUACGUGGCCAGUUGUAGUGGUUUUCCAUAAGCGUCUUAGAAUCGAACGAGAUUGCAAAGCGGCCAGAUCCUGCGCAUAUGAUGUAAGCCGCGGACGCGCCAUAUGGCCGGCCGGCUGGUGCGCCGGCGCCUAUGGCCAUGUCACGCGCGCCGUAUCGGGAGAAAAAUAACUAUUUGCUAAUGUCGUUGCGCAGCUUUGACUGAUUUAUGGGAUUAGAGAAAUCGCAAUUGAAUACGGAGAGUGAAUAGAAAGCUAAAGUUGAUGUUAACAUUGAUUGGGAGGUUCUUUGUUGAUUAAUUUGUUUGUUUAUGUAGCUAAAUUAUU